Messenger RNA from Mesoplodon densirostris (Blainville's beaked whale), 597 nucleotides. Its product is annotated as ADP-ribosylation factor-like protein 1. The transcript has a single exon. Gene Ontology annotation, biological process: vesicle-mediated transport; intracellular protein transport. The record is from RefSeq and is a predicted model, not a curated record. Lineage: Eukaryota; Metazoa; Chordata; Mammalia; Artiodactyla; Ziphiidae. The coding region runs from base 16 to 468 and encodes 150 amino acids. Gene Ontology annotation, molecular function: GTP binding; GTPase activity. Gene Ontology annotation, cellular component: Golgi apparatus; cytoplasm.
GGCAGGCAGUUCAUCAUGGGUGGCUUUUUCUCAAGCAUUUUUUCCAGUCUGUUUGGAACCCAGGAAUUGAAGAUUUUAAUUUUGGGAUUAUAUGGGGCAGGAAAAACUACAAUUUUGUACAGAUUACAGGUUGGAGAAGUCGUUACUACUAUUCCUACCGUUGGAUUUACUGUUGAGACGGUAACAUACAAGAACCUAAAAUUCCAAGUCUGUGAUUUAGGAGGACAGACAAGUGUCAGACCAUACUGGAGAUGUUAUUAUUCAAACACAGAUGCAGUCAUUUAUGUAGUAGACAGUUGUGAUCGAGAGCAAAUUGGCAUUUCUAAAUCAGACUUAGUUGCCAUGUUGGAGGAAGAAGAGCUGAGAAAAGCCAUUUUAGUGGUGUUUGCAAAUAAGCAGGACAUGGAACAGGCCAUGACUCCCUCGGCGAUGGCAAAUUCACUUGGGUUACCUGCCUUGAAGGACUGAAAAUGGCAAAUAUUCAAAACUUUAGCAACCAAAGUCACUGGCCUUGAUGAGGCAAUGGAAUGGUUAGUUGAAACAUUAAAGAGCAGGCAGUAAUUCAGUCACUUCUGCUCCUCUGAAACGAAGACCACA